AUGCCUCCUCCCGGUGUCCCUGCGAAACGGCAGUUACCCUCAAAGGAACAGAGCUUAUUCAAAGAGCUCUUGACUCUGUAUGAAACACGGCAAUUGAAGAAAGGCAUAAAGACUGCCGAUCAGAUCCUCAAAAAGUUUCCAGAGCACGGAGAGACACUAUGUAUGAAAGGUCUUUUGCUCACGCACUUGGGAAGGCGAGAGGAGGGGAGAGAAGCUGUGAAGACGGGCCUCCGGAUGGACUUGACCUCGCACAUAUGCUGGCAUGUAUUCGGCCUUAUUCAGAAAGGAGAGAGGAAUUAUGAGGAGGCCCUGAAGUCAUAUACUCAGGCUCUGCGCUUUGAUAAGGAAAACUUGAAUAUCUUGAGAGAUGCGGCCAACUUACAGACUCAACUACGUUUAUACGACGGCCUUGUGGAAACGCGGCAUACUCUGCUGCGGCUCCGUCCACAGCUUCGACAGAAUUGGAUUGCGCUUGCCGUGGCUUAUCAUCUUAAUGGGCAACUCUCGGAUGCAAAGCAGGUUCUCGAAGCGUAUGAGAAGACGCUGAAGAAUGUGCCAGAUUACGACGUGGAGCAUUCAGAAGUCCUCCUAUAUCAUGUACGCUUACUCGAAGAUCUCGACGAAAAUUCAGAAGCGUUGUCGCUGCUUGAUACCAGCGCAAAGUCGAGGGCAAUUGUUGAUCGUAAGGCCAUAAUGGAAUAUCGAGCUCGUCUAUUAUCCAAGCUGGGGCAAACUGACGAGGCCGAACAUGCUUGGCGAGCCCUGAUUGAACAAAACCCGGAUUGCAUCGAAUAUUAUAAGGGAUAUCUUAGCAACAGAGGUAUUUCCUUUGAUUCACUCACAGAUGAGACCCGUGCAGAAGCCGCACGGAUUCUUCGUGACUUCUCUCAGCAGAUCCCUCGCGGAGGACGCGCGCGUCACCUUGCCUUAACAGUGUCCACUGGGGACGAAUUCAAGGAGCUUGUCAAGGAAUAUAUCACGUCUGGGCUAUCGAAGGGCAUUCCAUCCCUAUUUGCUGAUCUCAAAACUCUCUACAAGAAUCCUGCGAAGCAAGAAGCUAUCGAGGAGACAGUAGAAGAAAUACGCGGAUCCCUUUCGUCCGCUCCGUCAGAGGCGGAACCGACAAUGUACCUCUGGACUCUCUACUUUCUCGCCCAACACCAUUCGUUCCUCGGUAGACAAUCUCGUGCUUUGUCCUUGCUCGAAGAAGCGUUCAAGCAUACGCCGACUUUGCCUGAAUUGUACACUUGCAAAGCGCGGGUAUUGAAGCGAUCCGGUGACUACUACGGUGCAGCGAAGAGUCUGAACGACGCGCGUCUGUUGGAUGGUCAGGAUCGAUUCCUGAACACCAAAUGUGGGAAGUACAGACUUAGAGCCGGGCUAAUCGAGGAAGCCAGUGAGAUCUUCGGGCUGUUCACGAAGAAAGAUGCCGCGAGUCCCGCAGCAGAUCUCGAGGAUAUGCAGUCGCUGCUGUUCCUGGUUGAGGACGGAGACGCGUAUAACCGGAAUGGUAAUUUAGGCAUGGCAUUGAAGCGGUAUCAUGCAGUGCAAAAGGUCUUUGACGAAUAUGAGGACGACCAGUUCGACUUCCACUCCUAUUCCAUCCGAAAGUUCACGAUAAACGUUUACCUUGAGAUGAUACAUUGGGAAGACCAGCUUCGUUCAAACCCGGCAUACGUCCAUGCGGCUCUCGCUGCGUCGCAGGUGUAUAUUCGACUUCACGACGACCCAGCUCUUGUAGCUUCUCUCACUGCGCCAGCUGCUUUGAGCGAUGCGGAAAAGAAGGCCAAGAACAAGGCCAAGAAGGCGAAAGCGGCGCAGAAACAGGAGGAGGCCAAGAAAGCCUCUAGCUCACAGAGCAAUGAGGACAAAGGUCUUGAGCCGGCUCCUCCACAAGACGAAGACCCGCAUGGGACUAAGUUGGUCGAAGCGGCUGAUAGACUGGACAAGGCAGCUGCAUGGCUCAAACCCUUGCAAACUCUGGCUAAAGACAAUAUUGACGUGUGGAUUGCUGUUUACGAUGUCGCGGUGCGCCGUGACAAGCAUCUCCAAGCGAUUAAAGCUCUCAGCCACGCUCGACAGUUGGACCCUGAGAAUCCAGAGCUUCACCUAAGAUUAAUUGAUGCCCGGAAGAGAGCGUUGCCUUCUGCAAGCGCGCCAGCUCUCGAACCGGUCGUAUCCGCGUCCUUGCAAGAGCUGAUCCCUGACACCGUAUCAUUGGAGACGUAUAACUCGCAGUAUCUUCAAAGACAUUCGACAUCGCCGAAGGCUAUUUUAGCAAGUGCCCGAGCGUUGCGUCGACUGGAGGCGCCCGUAGAGGAAAUUGAGAACACUGUCUUCAGCCUUCUGAACGCGGAGAUCGAGGUUACCGUCAAAACUGCACUCGCUGCUCUGGCGUUCCUGCAAGAGAUCCAGGCUCCCAGGGCGGAGGAAUUCCGCACGACAUGUGAUGCCAAGUUCGAGCUUUCAACGGCGUUCAAAUCCUCAGAGGAGCUGGCUGCUCUGCGUCGAUGUGUGAUCAAUGGUACAUUAGAAAACGAAUCCGCUCAACCAGAUGCGGAGGUUCUGAGUUAACCUCUACCGCCACAAGCGAUUCCUGUUCCCACUAGAUAUUGAGCGCAGGCACAGUGCUACUACCUACAUCUGUAGACUCUACAUGUGCUAUUUCAGCUGCGAAUACCAGACGCGAAUAUUGACUCGA
This is a messenger RNA of Gloeophyllum trabeum ATCC 11539, 2701 nucleotides long. Its product is annotated as N-terminal acetyltransferase A, auxiliary subunit. Gene Ontology annotation, molecular function: protein binding; protein-N-terminal amino-acid acetyltransferase activity. The transcript has 17 exons. Gene Ontology annotation, cellular component: NatA complex; cytoplasm. Lineage: Eukaryota; Fungi; Basidiomycota; Agaricomycetes; Gloeophyllales; Gloeophyllaceae. Bases 1 to 2574 code for a protein of 857 amino acids. Gene Ontology annotation, biological process: N-terminal peptidyl-methionine acetylation. The record is from RefSeq and is a predicted model, not a curated record.